AUGUUCGACCUGGCAACCAUUAUCCCUUCAUUGGCAUGCUCUGCAGGAAUAGUUGGCUACUUAGUCAUUUGGUGGAUCCUGUUCAACUCUGAGAAGCCCAAGACUAUACCUCAAUACAAGAUCAUAAUGCACCUGACCACUGCCUACAAUCUAUUUCUGAUGAUGGAAACUUUCGUGUUGAGCCCGAGUUAUCAUAUCAAGGGCAAUGCCUUCUUUAUCAGCUUCUCAUCAAUUCUUCUCCCGACCGAUAGCAUCCCCACAUUCUUCACUAUCCAACAUUGGUCCCUAGUCUCCACCAAAUUCACUAUUCUGCUCCUCAAAAUUAUCGCCCUAGAGAUUUUGAUCACUAUGUCUCCUAAAGGAUAUCGACUUUUCAUUAUCUUCGGAGUACUCACCGCCCUAACUCUUAUUAUCAACGGAAUAUUUGCUUCGUGUUUCUGGCAGCCGGCGAAAACCGAUAUUGCGGGUACUAUUGGAGCAAUCAACACAUCUCAAAACUGGACUACAAUGCUUCCCCUGACACCAAUCGUGAUUACUAUGGCAUUCCUUCCAUACGAAUUAUAUCGCCUUCGCCUGGCGAAAAUCAAUAAAGAAUUCGCCGGCUUCAUUCCGAGCUCAACAAAAGCUGUCUAUUAUCGAUCAAUAAUUGCUGAAAUGAUUGUCGCCGUUAUUUUCGGGUAUCUGCCAAUUAUAGGCGUCUAUAUCCUCGCUAUGCUUGGUCUGGGACACGAGGAAAUGGGAAGCUUUUAUUUAAACUAUUCAAUCGGUGGUGCUACGGUGGUCGAGUCGAUUCCUCUUAUCUAUUUUCUCAAAAAACAGAAAGGAAGAAGCAUAGCAAGAGUCUCGGUAAUUGGAAGAGAGGAAGAAUCAAGAGGAUGGUUUAAAAAAGUGAUUCGUUUUAUAGUUAAUACUCUAUUGGGUCGUCGACAUAUAUAUACUCAUCGCGAACGAUAA
Messenger RNA from Caenorhabditis remanei, 954 nucleotides. RefSeq lists its product as uncharacterized. The transcript is spliced from 4 exons. NCBI's taxonomy places the organism in Eukaryota, Metazoa, Nematoda, Chromadorea, Rhabditida, Rhabditidae. The record is from RefSeq and is a predicted model, not a curated record. The coding region runs from base 1 to 954 and encodes 317 amino acids.